This is a messenger RNA of Exophiala aquamarina CBS 119918, 1980 nucleotides long. RefSeq lists its product as uncharacterized. Lineage: Eukaryota; Fungi; Ascomycota; Eurotiomycetes; Chaetothyriales; Herpotrichiellaceae. The transcript has a single exon. Bases 1 to 1980 code for a protein of 659 amino acids. The record is from RefSeq and is a predicted model, not a curated record.
AUGCCCGACCUUGACCGCCGUCGUCCUCGGGUUGCUACUUGCGAGGACUGGGACGAAGAUGCAGAAACUACCCUCCCUGGCUCUAGGACCACUGCCAAUGUCUCUAUCAAACGCUCCGAGCAGGAUCUAGCAAGCGGACAUAGGGACCACAAGAACGCAAUGAACGGCGUCGAUUCAGGUUAUGUCAGUCGCGCCGAUACUCUGGUCAGCGAGCCCACCUCCGUACGACGAAGGACCAACGAUUUGAAGAUCGAAACAGGACCCGCCGUCCUAGAGAGAGAGCGCCAACCAUAUCAUAUGCCUCAGUCGGCGCCUUCCAAGCCUUCCUCUCGUCGCCAAUCCUCAUUGCAGCUCAAAGGCUCUGUCGCCUCAGACCCUCGGCCGGCCAAGGCGAAACAGGUUCAUGAUUGGGGUACUUGUCAGAUAUGUGACCGCUACGGGUGGCACGACAAGGACAAGUUACGAGCGGUCAGUAUGGCGCCCCCGCAACCGCCGUCUCCCACUGCUACAAGGGCGACUCCCGCUGGUCGGGCAAAAGAUGAUGCAGCCAUUCCCACCAAAACACAACGGUCCUCAUCCAUGCGUCAACCGAGGCCCUUGAGCGUCGUUACCAAUCCUGCAAAUCCUCCACAAUAUCCCCAACAACCCAUCUAUGCGACUCCCGUAUUCGCACCAUCAACCUGGGCAACACCUGCGACUCCUGUCCAGUAUGCUCAGCCAACCUACACCUAUGCUGCUCAAUUGCCAACGCCCACCUCCGGGCCUCCCCAGUAUGCACCUUAUCAGCCAGUCCAGGCUUACUUCGACCCGGUCGCGGUUCCAGAACCACGCUCUGCUAAACCUAGUCGAAGAUCCAGCCCUGUUCGCCGUGCUACGCUGUACGGUGAUCCAGUCAUCAAUCAAGCACAACACGUCUCGUUUCCUGUACUGGAAAGGAUUCCCUCCAGAGAGAGCAGGCCAACACUGACAUCACACAAAUCAAACCGCAGCACAGAGCAAGAUCGUAUCGUGAUGCCUCCGCCGCCAAAGCCACAGACCUCAGAACCAGCACUGAGUCGUCGACCAAGCGCCCGGAGAGCAAAAGCUUAUAUCCAGGACGACCCACAUGUUCGAGAACGGCCUUCCAAGGAACCCUUGGCUAGCGAACAAGAUUAUGAAGAGUAUGUUGAUCUGCGUCCAACCACUUCCCAACGUGCUCGUCGGGAGUCCCCUUCAUGCCCGCCUAAUUCCUACAGGGCGCCAGCCUUCAUCGACUCUCGUCCCAUUUUGCCUAGGAAAUCCGUCUCCUAUUCAACCACAGAGGCCACUACCAAGGUUGCUUCCUCCAAGUCCCAUCAACACCGACGCACAACCUUACCCUCUGUACCACUCGAGCAAAAGGAAGCUGACGCAGAAGCCUAUCAACGGAAACGCGGUAGCGCCACACCUCAUCUGACCCUUGAAGCACUCCGAGGUCUUGAAAAGGGGUCUGCAAGCUCAAGAUCAGAGACAGGGAGUAGCUAUAGCCACAAGAGCCACCAAUCGUCGUCCAAAGAUUCCUCUCGGGGGCGAAGUCAGACUCACCACAGUGUCACCACAACCACCAUUACUCUUCCUGGUGGCUUGAACGUCAAUAUUCCGGCAGGCUUCAAAUCCGAUGGGCGGCCACUGAGCAUUAACGUAGGAGAUCUCACAUUCUCUGUAAACUCUCAAGAAAAGGAGACUGAGCGCCCUCGUGAGCAAAAACGGAUCGAGCGUGCUCCUAGCGUUGCCAGCAAAACUUCUAGGAGGAGCAUUGCCAGCAGCAAUGUCUCCAGCAACGAUGGUCCCAAGAAAACGUCCAGGCGAACAUCACAAUUAGAGGAGCGGGUGAGACCCAGUCGUCAACACAGCCGAACCCCCAGCACUACGGGUCAGAGCUACGAAUACACUACAACUGUCACUUCAAGAAGACAGAGUGCGGACUUGGGCAACAGACAUGAAGAUUACUACGGAGCAUAA